GGUAAAUGGUCUCUGAAAUACCCUGGAGCUGUCCAAAUUGCGUUAUUGUGCUCGUGCCGCUUGAGAAGAUACAUUUGUACGUUAAUGAACGGUUUUACGCAUACGUGUGGUAGUUUUGGAUUUACCGGUCUUUGGUUGACGUUUUUUCAACUAUAAAAAGUGAAGAACACGCGUAAUCCACGGUCAGUUGGAUUUCUGAGUGUCUAUACAUCAUCAUAACUGUCAGGAACGAUUUUUGAGCGUAAAUAUAACGGAGAUUUUUUUUAAUCUUUAAAAAUUGAGAAUGGACUCGCGUUAUUUUUUUGCUAUCUGUGCACUUUUUUGCAUCGGGUCAGUACGCUGUAAUGAUCUUAUUGUAUUCCCCGAUCAGAUAAUUACAAACGUAAAUACAGAGACAGGUGCGAGGUUCAAUGGCGAUACCAGUGGAUUUCGUAAGGCGAAUGGUUUUGGAAGUGGUUCGUAUGGUACCUCAAAACCUGGAGGCCAGGGCUAUCAUCAGCAGCAUAAUGACGGCUUUCGAUCGUAUGAAGGGGGCUACGAUGGCCCCCAGAACUCUUGGGGAAGACCGGGUGCCUCUAAAAGAGUAAAGCCGGGAUUUCCAGAUUUGGGCCCGGGCUAUUCAAACGCAAACGCCCAGAGUAAUUCACAAUCCUCGAACGGACACUCCAGCAGUAAUUCGCAAGCUAGUGCACAAACCAACGGUGGAUAUCAGCAACCAGCUUAUCACCCAUCAAAUGGGCAUCCAGACCGAGGAUUUCCAGCUCCAAGUGGAGGAUCUCAAUCAAGUGCCAAUAGUAAUGCUCACGCCUCAAACGGCCAUUCAAUCAGCAACUCCCAGGCGAAUGCUCAAUCUCAAGGACAUGGACGGUACAACCCAUCUUAUCAUCCAUCCAACGGCUACCCUGGUUACCCCUCUGGUGGAAGAUCUCAGUCGAAUGCUCAGGGACAGUCUCAGGCCUCGGACGGCUUCUCCAGCAGUAAUUCAAAUUCAAAUUCAAUAUCCCUGGGGACCGGAGGUGGGGCGUCGAGUGCAUCCUCUGCAGCAUCAGCAACGACGGGAAUUAUCAACGGUCGGCCAGUGGCAGCCGCUGCUGCAAGUGCAGCAGCUGCCAGUGCAGGCGGUGCUCGAGGCGCCGGCACUUCCUCUGCCUCAUCGUCAUCAUCAUCAUCAUCGGGAAACUAUGAUAAGACUCCUUGGUUCUACAGAAGUCGAUCUGCCACUGAUGACACGAAUGAAACCGCCGCUGAUGAUAACAAAGAUAAAAUUAUCUUCGAAAAUUGAAAAUUAGUUUUUAUGUUAAUACCGUUAUGUCGAACAAAGAAUAAUUAUUCAUGAAAUUACGUUUUGCUAUUUAUUAAAACCUGAGGGAAGUGGCAUUAAUCAGUACAUUGAUGGUAAAUUGAAAUUCGUGAAGCGGAAAACAUUCAAUUCUCCGACUGACAAAUUAAUUGAAAAUUGGGAAAUCCAAUUGCGAGUCUAAACGGCUUCCGAAAGUUAUCGCACAAUCGUCUGACAUCAAUCACUGUAAAUAACUGUUAAUUAAUUAUUCAUGAGAUCUGGGCCGCUUGUAAAAAUAGAUUUAGCGAAGUGGAAUCAAAUUAUGCGUUAUCUCCUUAAUUUCUUCCUGGCAGUCCAUCCCGAGUACUU
Molecule: messenger RNA, 1648 nt
Organism: Fopius arisanus
Lineage: Eukaryota; Metazoa; Arthropoda; Insecta; Hymenoptera; Braconidae
Exons: 3
Coding region: 284-1282 (332 amino acids)
Source: RefSeq, a predicted model, not a curated record